AUCACCAGCAACAACUGGCGGAUUUUCAGUUGAGGAGCAUUUAAUUCGAGCGGAGCGGGUGCUAGACGAGAGAUAACCUAGCCGCAAAAAGGAGGGAAGGGAGAUUCGGUGGAUCGUUUUAUCAACAAACAUAAGAUAUCUGCAUAUUACACUGUAUGUUUCACUGCAAGAAAGUCGCCAUGAAAUGCCCCAGCUAUGAAGCCACCAGGGCAAGCAACGUGGAGAAAAGCUCUGCUGCAGAGUCAAAGGUGCUCCACCUCAAAGCGUCCCCAAGGAAGGAGACUAACCCCAUCAAACCUCAGUGUCCACCUGCAGAAGUAACCAACAACACUACCGGAGCAGUGCACAACAAGGAAAAUAGCACCAGCAGGGAACACGACAGGUCUCUAGAUGAAGUGUUUGAGGACAGUGGCUACCUGUCUCUACAAAACAGUCAGAUUGAUGAUCAUCAUGGGGAGGAGGAAGACUAUACCAAGAAGAAAACAGAAGCUUUGUUGUCUCCAGGUGCUACACACCAUGAAAAGACAAUUAAAUCCCCCUCCAAACGUCAAACAAACCGUUGUCUAGUGCCUCAAGUGGCAGCUUCCACUCCUGUGGAUUGCCACAGAAGAAAAGCAUCCACAUACUCGCUGUCAUCCACCCCAAGAGACAAUUACAGUGAUCCCAACCUGCCCAUACUGAAGUUCCAGCGGGCCGUUUGUGAAAAGCUCUCCAAGAGUUAUCAGAAGAAUAAGCGGUAUGACUGGACCAUCCCCUCACAAGUAGCAGAAGAUCAUCUUCUGGAUCGAGUGAUCGGAGGUCAUAUGGGCCUGGAGCAUGUUGACGUGUUUUCAACUCUACUGUCCAGGGGCAUGAGAAGCAUCUUGACCAAAAUCCUGGCCCUGCUGAGUGACUUGGACCUCAUUAGCUGUAAAAGGGUGAGCAGGACAUGGAGGAAGAUCAUCUGUGAGGACAAAGCCGCACUGAGCAGAUGUCAAAACGCCAAGCAGGUUCUCAGGGAACCAUGGAGAGGAUGUGGUCUGACUCGGGAUGCAGCCUUGUCCAGGCUGGUGCUGUCCAGCAUGCAGAGUCUGGCUUCAUCGAGUGGCCCAUCAACAUCUUUCUCUUCCUCCUCCUCAUCUACACUGAGCUGCAGAGUCAGCAGACGGACGGCUUCCUCUCAGAAGAGCAUCGCCCCUAACUCCCAGUAUACACGCUUCAAUGACUAUAUGCAGGCGGCCAGCAGCCUGAAGCAGCACGAGUCUCUGCGUUCCUGUAAACGCUGCGGUUCACCAUCAACAUAUUCAGCUGAGGCUCAGAGGGCCACGUGCACACGACUUAGCUGUCAGUUUGACUUCUGCACCCACUGUCAGCAGGCCUUCCACGGCUCCACCCCCUGUAAAGAGGUGCAGCCCCGAGCCCACUUCACCUCUUCCAAGUCGACUCAGAUCCUCCCAGGCAGCGCUCGGAGCAAAAGGAACAUCCGGCGGCUGUGAGGGAGCUUUAAUGAGUUUUUAAUCACUGACUCUUUUAAUGGGAUCAUCUUUCCCUCCAAAACUAGGGAGAGUUUUUACACCAGUUUGGACUAUAGUGGCAUUUGUGAAUGCACUGUUGGAGAAAAAACUACUUCAUACUGAACUCUGGCUGCACCUUAUUUAGCAAAAUGACUGAAGCACUUGUCAAAUCACUGCUGGAACAAUCAACCAGUGAGUGUCGUCUGGCUAAAAUUGCUAUCGUCUGUGAGCGACAAAAGCAUCUGACGCCAAAAAAGAAAACAGAAAUGUACAGUUUUAUAAUGUUUUUAAAAUGAAAUGGAUGUAAAUAUAUUUUAAGGAAGAAUUGUUAUUAUUUUCUAAAUAAAUGCUCAUCUUCUUGUGGUCUUAAAAUGUUAAUAUUUACUGUAUUUGUAUUUUCUGUAAAUACACAUUUUCUUAAAAUGUAUUGUGUUUGUGAUUAUUCAGUCUGUUAUUAUAUCAGAGCUGACUGCAGGCUCUAUACAAUGCUAUUUGUAUAGCACAUUUCAUACAAAUGUCAAAUCACUGUGCUGUACAAAUUUAAAGGUGUCAAAAAUAAAUAUACAAAAUUUAAA
Messenger RNA from Cheilinus undulatus (humphead wrasse), 2068 nucleotides. RefSeq names its product F-box protein 5 (gene fbxo5). The record is from RefSeq and is a predicted model, not a curated record. Gene Ontology annotation, biological process: regulation of mitotic nuclear division; negative regulation of meiotic nuclear division. The transcript is spliced from 6 exons. Gene Ontology annotation, cellular component: nucleus. Bases 156 to 1475 code for a protein of 439 amino acids. Lineage: Eukaryota; Metazoa; Chordata; Actinopteri; Labriformes; Labridae. Gene Ontology annotation, molecular function: zinc ion binding; protein binding.